This is a messenger RNA of Drosophila arizonae, 2111 nucleotides long. RefSeq lists its product as uncharacterized. The record is from RefSeq and is a predicted model, not a curated record. Lineage: Eukaryota; Metazoa; Arthropoda; Insecta; Diptera; Drosophilidae.
GUGUAUUUUAAAUUGCAUUUGUGCGUAAGAGCUGCAACAAUAAUCGGACUAUCGGAAUACAACCGUGCUUAUUCGAUGAUUGUUGGCAACUUGCGAUAUAUAAUUGUGCACACUAACGAAACAAAAUACAAUCGGUUCGACUGCGCGCAAUUUAAACUUGAAAUACAUAAAACAAUUGGCUAAACUAUACGCUUAGAUAAGCACCACAAAUAUAUAGAUGCACUUAAGGAAAUUUGUAUUGCAAUUGAAUUGAAUUGUCUGUUCAUUGUGGCGACAAAUAUGGCGCGUACCGUCUAUGAAGUACAACGGGACUUUGCGAUGAGCAGCGGCAUACGUUCAGAAAUAAUUUGGGACUCGCUAGCGCACGACCAGGCGGACGUCCUUAAACAAAAGUUGUCAAAUCUGCUUCAUGAUCAGAUGGGCCUAACCCCCAAGGCGCUGGCCACCCAACGGCAACAGUUAUUCGAAAAUGUGUGGAAGCAGCGCAUUUAUACAAAUCGAACUCUGCUGUCGGCCAUUAUCUAUGUGCUGGUAACCCCGGAAUCGGAUCCCGCCUUGGCCUUGCAAUCCACUGAUUUCAGCUGCCAUCCAGUCAUACGAACGCGUAAAUGUGUGCGAGCGGAUGGCAGUAACAGUGACGGUUGCUGCAUGAUUUUCAUCGAUGAGACUGGUCGCGUCUAUGCCAAUUGGGAGAAGUAUAUACGCAACAAUGCGCUGCCCAAGGGCACAAUGAUAGCACCAGAACGGGGCAUCUAUACGUUCAACUCUGACGACGACUACGAAACAGUGAAAUUGAUGGUGCAAUCGACGCCCGCUGCCUGGGUAAAGCAAAAGGUUCUAGAUGUCAGCGAUAAGCUGGUCUCAAUUGGUGGCAUCCUGGGCACUGUGCCCAUAGCAGCUUCCCUGGCAUGCCCUGUGGCCGCUCCUAUACUGAUGGCAGCCACUGUGGUCGGCUGCUCCGCAGCGGCCUAUACCACAGUGCGUUCGGCCACACGACUCAUCGAUCGCAGCUGGCACAGCCAGAGUACAUCUCUGGCCAACAGUGAGGCAAGGAGCAGCUGGCUUGGCGUAGCUGGCGGCGUUGCUGGGCUAGGGGCAACGGGCGCAACCACAGCAGUUAACGUUAUACGCAAUAACACGGGCACUGCUGCUCGGUUGGCUGUCACGGGCAUUAAUUUAUCAUCCAUGGUCAUCUCUGGCACGGGUGUUGUCAACAGCGUCUAUGAUCUGUACUUAAAGAUUAGCGAUGAACAGCAGCUGACUAGCUUUGAUGUCAUGCAAAUUGCCUCCAGCUUUCUAAUCUUCACGCACUCCAUCAACAAUAUGCGCAUCGCUUCCAAAGCGACCAAUGGCUACCGCCUGCGACAUGCCCUCAGCACGCAGAGCCGCAAAGUGUUUGAUCGCAUUGUCCGGGAAUCGACGAAGCUGCACAGCAAUCAAACCGAUGGCAAGUUCGAUAUUGUUCGCAUCAUGAAUGACAUACCCUACAAGGAGGCGUUGCUCAGCCUCCACAAGGUCCAUUCGCAUUUAUCAAGUGGCUCCGCAGUGUCGAGCGUUAAGUCUGCUGUUGGUGACCUGCCCCAGUUCGUUCGCCACAAAGUGGGCGGCCAGUUGCGUGUGAACAUAGAUCAGCUGGCCAGCCAGCUGGGCGUCAAGUUUGUCCAGCAGAUCGGCAAUCUGGCCAGCUUCAACGAUGUGCUUGACGGUCUCCUCCGCUACUACAGCAACCAGGCCGCCCAGUUGCUGAUGCAGCUCACUCGCAACUUUAUCGAGCAGCAAGCGGAUAGCAUCGAUCGUAACUUAAACACGUUCGUCUCCACGGAGCUGGUGCUCUAUCGCAUACUGAACCACUGCGUCCAGAACUACGAGAGCUGCGCUGUCGACUUUCUCGAGCGUCGCCGCUUUGAGAUUAUCGAUGUCAUUUCCAAAUACUUCCAAUCGCUGCUACCACAGCCUGAGCAUAAUUCCAGACGCCGCAAAUGUGCCACUUGCCACGGCGUCUACUAUAUGUGCUCCCUAUAGAAUAGGCUUUAGUAUAAGUUCCUAGUAUACUUACUUAUUAAGUACUUUGUGAUGUGAUCUCUGAUUUGAUCAGCCAAAUAUGUGAUUCU